Thamnophis sirtalis is the source of this 3586-nucleotide messenger RNA. The record is from RefSeq and is a predicted model, not a curated record. Lineage: Eukaryota; Metazoa; Chordata; Lepidosauria; Squamata; Natricidae.
GACCCUCCUGGAAGCCGAGAGCACCAGGCUGCAGCUGCCGGCAACGGAUCUCCAGCUGGCCAGGGGGCUCAGAGAUGUCACAACCGAAUCAACUCUCAGCAGACUGCAGGGGCCGUCGGUGGAUCGGGGCCGCACGGGGAGCCGGGAUGUCCGGCCCAGCCCUGCCACCCUCCCGAAGCUUCGGGGGUUCCAGAGCAAAGUCGAGUCGCCCUCCUGGGGGGCCAAGACCCCGAGCUCGGCAGCCAGGGAGUUCCAAAAGGCCAACGCCUCCCUCCGGCACUCCCAGGCCGCCAAGAGUCCCGAUGGGCUGUUGCCUCCGCCCAAGGAGCCGUCCGCCUUCCGUCUGGAUUCCUCCUCCCAGCACAGCCAGAGGGUGACGGUCACCCACUCAGAGAGCCUCCUGGCCCAGUCCGUCUUCUGCCCCCGACCCCCGCUGGCUUUCAACUCCGUGAAGGAGGAGGCUUCGAUGGUUACCGAAGCCGUAGAAACGGCCAUCCAGGAAGUGAAGCCCAGAGAGACCCACCUGGAACCCAGCUUGCUCCAGGAGUUGAAGAGCCAAGCAGGUGUUUCUUCCGACAGCUCUUCCUCCCUGGGAGAGGAGAACGGCCUUCCCCCGAGCAGCACCGAGGGGCUGGAGAAGGCCCUGCAAGACCACCGAGGGGAGGGACAACCGACCGACCCCCUGGAGGAGUUCCAGGUCUGUGAAGACUUUGCAGAGGUCAACGGUGGGCAGGAGGCCUGGGCUGAGCUGCAGGGAGCUGAAGAGGCUUGGGGGGCCCUGGAGGCAGAGGCCCCCUUGGCCCUGGGAGCAGAACUGCUGAGGGCAGAAAGGAUGGAAGGAGGAGGAGGAGGAGAUUUGCUCCCUGGAGAGGCCGAUGAAGAAAAUGGGUCUCCAGAAUGGAAGGAGAGGGAGGAGCCUGCAUUAUUGGGGGGGACGCUGGGCAGCGCAGUGGGAGAAGCAGCUGAGAAGUCGGAGUUUGCCACGGAGGCAGAUGCCCAUGUGAACGGCAGCCAGGAAGGCUGGGAGCUUGGUGGCCCCCCAACGGAUAUCCUCGAAGGAGCCCCAGAAGGGAACAUGGAGGAGGUCUAUGGAGGGGCUGAAGAGGUGGAGAUGCUCAGCCCAGAGGAUCUCUCCGAGAAAAGGGAGCCCCCCAGGGAAGACGACAAGGGUGGUCUGCAGGCAGAGCCCCUGGAGGUGGAAGGAAGCCCAGCCAAGGAGGACUGGUCAACCACCACCCAUACAGCAUUGUCCGCGGGUGACCACCAGAAAACGCUCUUCCCGGAGGAGGAGCAAGAGACCUUUGAGAGCCGAGAAGAGCUUCUUCACGAGGCCGAUUCUGCUCUGCCAGAGGGUGAGGGGAAGGGUCCAGAUGCCACGGAAGAGGCCCUGCCUGGGAGCUCAGGUCCUGCCGUAGAUGAAGAUGGCCUCUUGGCAGAUGAGCCAAAGGGGGCCGAGAGCAGGGAAGAGGAGGAAGAGGAGAAGGGAGGAGAUGUUGACGGGCCUCUUCCCACAGAAGACAGAGGAGAUGAAGGGACAAUGGAGGCCGAAGGCUACUUAGAUUUGGAGGCACCCAAAAGUACCUUGGAACUGGGUGCGACCGUCCCCGGAGAGGACGCGGCCAUCCUCCAGCUGCGGGAGACCCUUGGGGAAGACCAGAGAAGGGAGGUGGCUGGAGGAGGAGGCCUGGAGCCCCUGGAGGAACAGGAGGGAGGAGGAGGAUGGCUCCCAGAGAUCCCCUUGCAAGCCGAAGGGAGCAACUGGGAGGAAAGAGACUUGGUGUCAAUCUCUGGGGGGCCAGGAAGUGAAGACCUCAUGGAGGUCCUGCAGAUGGAAGAGGUACAUGGUGCUGUGGUGGCCGAGAACUUGCUGCAGAAGGAGGAAGGGGGCCCCGAGGACUCCGAAGACAAAGGACGGGGGCUGGACGAUCGCCAGGCAGGAGAGCAGCCACUCGGGACUGAAGACCCCUCCAGGGAAGAGACCACCUGGCCGGAGGAAGCCCUAGAGUUGGCCGAGGCUCCUGCAGAAGACUCCAUUCCCCACAGGGAGGAGGAUUCUGGGACUGAGGAGACCCUUGGACAUUCAGACUUCCUCCCAAAUGGCCCGAGGGAGAGAGGUGGGACUGGGGAGGAGGAUGUCCAGCUAGGCCAGCUGGCUUCAGACCAUGCACUGACCCUGCCUGAGGCUCCAUCCCUGCCUUCCUUGGAGAGCGAAGAAGAGGCCCCCCUUUUAGAAGAAGACACUGCAAGCCUUCUGCUGGUCAAGGGAGACGGAGGGGAGGAAGGCCCCCCAGGGGGAGAAAGGGGCUGCAGUCCACAGGAGGACGGGCCCUGCUCAGAAGAGCCUCUGGCCGCGGAGGGUUCGGCAGAAGCUGUGAUCCAAAGACAGCCGUUCACAGCAGACGGGGAGGAUCGGGGCCCCGGAGAAGCUGAGCAGGAAGGACUGGAGGGGGCCCCUGGCCUGGAGGCAGAAGAAGACCCCUGGCAGGAGGGUGAGGCGGCCAAAGGGCCAGUGGUCCCCACGGAAGAGGUGGCCGCAGAGCUUCGUUCAGAGCCAGGCGAUGGCUUUGGGUCCCCAGCGGACGGUUGUGACCCCAGCUAUAGCCAGCAGGAAGAGGAGGAGGAGGAGGAAGAGGAGGAAGAUCAGGGGCCCUUGGGAUCUAGUGACCAAGAGCCUCCGGAUGUGGGCCCUGCAAAGGUUUCACCCCUGACCAGCGUCACUGAUUUGGGAGAAAUAGUGCUGGAGGGCGAUGGGGCUGUGGAAUCCGACACGCUGGGACCCUGUGAGGACGAAUGUUUCCAUGUCUUCGACGCAGAAGAUCUGAUCCAGCAGAAAUUUGUGGCCGUGGAAGAUCCCCCAGGAACCGGCUCCCCUGAGAGGUUCCCAGAGGAAGUCCUGGUGGGUCUUCCUCUAGAGAGCAAGGGAGACCCCAACAUUCUGGAAAUUGUAGAACAAGCUCUGGAGUUCAACCAAGAGUUGAUGAAGGCAGCUGAGGAAGAGCGGGGAGGGCCGGGCAAGGAGGCCCAAGGCUCCCCAGAAGAAAGGUCUCCCCCUGCACAUCUGGACCAGGGACCAACCCAGGUCCCCACAGAAGCUCCGGAAGGCUCUCCUCCCAUCCCGAGGGAAGCCCACCCAUCGGGGGAGAGCCAGGCUAACGGGCUUCAGGAGGAGCCGAUCUUGGAUGAGUUCCCAAGCGAACUUCUCAACGGCCUUGGGCAGGGCAAGGCAGACCCCCCUCCUGAAGAUGAGGAUUUCAUCAAGGAAGUGACUAUCGCCCCACAGUUCUGCCCAGAGGACAGCCCCACCAGGGCAGAGACCCUAAGCCAGAGUCCGCCCCCAGUCCCAGCCGGUGAAGAAGGGUUUAGAAGUGGGGGCACCAGCCCUGAGGUUCUCGAGAAGGUCUCGCUGGACCAGGAGCUGCUAGAUGAGGACAUCCUAGAUGACCUGCGGCAGAAGACCUGUGUGAAAGGAGGCAAGGAUACCAACCUGGAACCCAUGCCCUUCCUCUUCGGGGACGAGAUUCGGCGCCAACCCUUGGAAUUCCGGCCGGAAGGGGACCUGGAUCUCCAGCCCUCCGAAGACGACUGA